AUGAAGAGCUCUUUCCUCUGGCUUGUCCUGCUGUUGCAGGCGGCCGCGGUGUUCUGUUCCGAUGCGCAACAAAAGGUCAUCAAUACCGAGAACGACGAAGCCGGAAAGGAGAGACAUGCAAAGAUCCAGACGGACGUAGUUCCUGAGCAAGAUGCACCACCCCCAAGACAGCCAGGGGCCGACUUGGUCGACUUGGCCAUACAGCAGCUCGAGAAGCUCCCAUCACGACACUAUCCGAGACGCGAACGCCGAUACACUCUCGUAUGGACUACGUUCAAAUACGCACUGAAGGUCUUCCCGAGCCUAGAGGCAGCUGGCGUGCCGGGAAGCAACCAAGCACGCGAAACGAAGGUCAGCGGGCCGCUUCUGGAGGCUGUCAAGCUUCUGGAGCAGUCCGCUCUGCAAAACAACACCGAUGCGCUUUAUCUCCUCGCCGACAUGAACUUCUACGGCAACUGGACUCACCCGAGAGACCUGAAGGUUGCUUUCGGCCACUACCAGACCCUCGCCACGCUCCACGGAAACCGCACAGCCCAGUACAUGAUUGGCCUCUACUACGCAACAGGAAUUGGCAACGUCGUGGUUCCCGACCAGGCUAAGGCACUGCUCUACUACACCUUUGCAGCAAUUCAGGGAGACACACGCGCGGAGAUGGCUGUAGGCUACCGACACCACAGCGGCGUUGCCACGCCGAAGAACUGUGAGAUUGCAAGCAAGUACUACAAGAAGGUUGCCGACGAAGCCAUGGUAUGGUACAGAUCGGGUCCUCCGGGCGGCAUGGCCUGGGUUGUUGAGUCGUACCGCAUUGCAGACGAACUUGGUGGAGUGUAUGGCGAAGGUGCCAGUGCCUCGAGCGCCGGCAUGAACGCUAUCAAGGUCAGCCCUAACUCAGACGCCAAUGCCGCCAUUGACGACGUUAUCGAAUACCUCGACCUCAUGUCCCAGAAGGGCGAUGCGAAAGCGUCUUACAACUUGGGGCGUAUUUACUACGAUGGCCAGAGAGGGCUCGACAGAGAUCUUGACCUGGCUCGCAAGUACUUCUUCACCGUCGCUAAACGAUACUGGAGAAAGGACGGGCGCAUCAUCGAAAACCAUAAGCAGGGAAUCGAAAAGACAGCCAGCAAGGCCGCCGGCUUCAUCGGCCGUAUGUACCUGAGAGGCGAUGGAGUCGAUCAGAGCUUCGACCAAGCGAAGAGAUGGUUCGAGCGUGGCAUCUCCCAUGGAGACGCCCAGUCGCAGCAUGGCCUUGGUCUGAUGAACCUGCAUGGAUACGGAACGCCGAAAAACAUUGCUAUGGCUACUGACCUCUUCAAGGCUGCGGCGGACCAGGAUUACGCACCUUCGCAGAUUGAGUUGGGUGUACUUUACCUUGACCAGGGCGGACCGGAAGACGUCCGAAUUGCCAACAACUAUUUCGAGUUGGCAGCCAGGUACGGUCAGAUUGAGGCACACUACUAUCUCGCAGAGAUGGUGUACCACGGAGUCGGCCGAGACAAGACUUGCUCCAUGGCUUUGGGAUACUACAAGAAUGUUGCCGAGAAGGCCGAGCCUUUGGUGUCCUCCUGGGCAGAAGCAAAUCAGGCCUACUACUACGGCGAUGUUGAGCUUGCGUUCUUGGAGUACGUCAUGGCAGCUGAACAGGGCUACGAAAGAGCCCAGAACAAUGUCGCCUUCAUCCUCGACCCGCUCAAGUCGAGCUUGCAGCUGUCCGAAAAUUUGCCACUACCCAAGGGGCUUGGCGUCAACAACAAUCGCCCAGAGUUGUUGAACAACCCCACGCUUGCCCUGAUGUACUGGACUAGAUCCUCACGACAGGCCAAUGUGGACUCCCAAGUAAAGAUGGGAGACUACUACUUUUACGGCAUCGGUGCCGAGCACGACGUCAACAAGGCUGUUCAGUGCUACACUGGUGCUUCGGACUACUCCCAGAGCGCGCAGGCCCUCUGGAACCUGGGCUGGAUGCACGAGAACGGCAUUGGCUUGACACAGGACUUCCACCUGGCCAAGAGAUACUACGAUCAAGCCCUCGAGGUAAACGAGGAGGCGUAUCUCCCAGUCACCCUGAGUCUGCUCAAACUGCGCAUCAGGAGCGCGUGGAACACCUUCACUCACGGGCCUAUUCACUCUAUCCAAGAUGAUCCCAAACCAAAGAAGGAUUGGUCCCUUGGCGAGUGGAUUGCCAACUUUCUCCAAGACGACCAGUUCUACGAUGACCCAUAUUAUGAGGACAUUUUUGACGAUACGAUCGGAGGAGGCCCCGAAGGUAGCCCUCUUGAAGACGACGGUAUCGCGGAGAGCCUCAUCAUCGUGUUUCUAGCACUGUCGCUUGUCCUGCUGCUGUACUAUCGCCAACAGCGUCAGCAGCAACACCGACGGGAAGAGGAAGCCAGACGACGUCAAGAACAGCAGAACCAGCAGGGCCAACCGGCACCCGCGCCCGCUCCGGCAGCACAACAGGAUCAAGGCCUCUUUCCGCAGCCGGGAAACCCGGAAUGGAACAACUGGGUCGCGGGAGGCAUUGGUCACUGA
Colletotrichum chrysophilum is the source of this 2529-nucleotide messenger RNA. RefSeq lists its product as uncharacterized. Gene Ontology annotation, cellular component: endoplasmic reticulum membrane. The coding region runs from base 1 to 2529 and encodes 842 amino acids. Lineage: Eukaryota; Fungi; Ascomycota; Sordariomycetes; Glomerellales; Glomerellaceae. Gene Ontology annotation, biological process: ERAD pathway. Gene Ontology annotation, molecular function: protein binding. The transcript has 4 exons. The record is from RefSeq and is a predicted model, not a curated record.